AUGAGUACGGUAGCUCAGGUAUCUUCGAGUGCUCUAGUAGCCUCUAAGUUUGACAAUACAGGUUCAUUCUUGGCUACGGUGGUAGUGGCCUUGGAUACUCACCAAGUUAGAGUGGUCUCAGUGAAUCAGUCAGGUGCCAGUUUGGACACAUCCUACAACCUUCCAAAUGACAACAAAGUGCUGACAUUAAGUUGGAUACCUUUCCAGGAGCAAGAACAACUCUUGGCCUUGGGGUUGACUAACGGGUCGAUCUUGUUAUAUUCUCCAUUGACAAAUGCAAUUUUGACCAGGUUAUCUACCUCAUCAAGUUCUUUGAUAACAGACUUCAAGUAUUCCGACAUAACUAAGUCUUUAUGGGCUUCAGAUAUCACGGGGGUGAUAUAUGAAUGGGGAAUGGAUUAUUCCUUGAUUCAGAAAAUUUCCAUUAAUGAAUCUUUGACGAUUGAAACUACCGAAACUGUGAAUAGUAUUGCAAUCAUAAAUCACAACUCCCAACCACAUUUAUUGGCAGGUUCCCAAUCAAUUUACCUUGUAAAUAUAAAGACCAAAGAAGUGUUGAGAACAAUUCCUGCCCACAUCCAACCUAUCCACUCCAUUGUUUCUGUUCCAACAGAUGACAAUCUUUUCAUUUCAUGUGCUAAUGGUGACAGAUUCAUUAACUUAUAUUCCUUGAAUAAGCUGGUUCCGAAUUCUGUUUUUGUGACAGACUCUCCAGUGACUGAUAUUUCCGUAGGAACGAUCAAUGAUAAGUCGAUAUUGAUAGCAAGAACUGAAACUGGUAAUGUUGAAGUGUUCAAUUCUUUCUUAUCUGAAGACGUCCCAGCUGUCAGCCAAUCCAAUUCUAGAAAGAAGAAAAGACAACAGUUGACUAACUCAAGAUCUCGUCAUGCGGAUGGUGUCAUUUCAUUGGAGCAAGUUGACUUGAAGGGCAGUGUGACGCCUAAUUUACCAGUGGUUUCUGUCAUCAUCAAGCAAAACUUGGUACUUUAUUCGUGGUUAGAGGACUUCUCUGUUCCUAUAUUCGAUACUUUGAGGUGGUUGGAUGAGAAGGCAUCAAACUCGAUUGUGGAUAAAGUUAAUUUAAGCAAAACCAAGCAAGAAAGCUCUGUUCCUCAUCAUGCUAUGAAUGGCCACGAUGUUGCAUCGGCCAAACAUUAUAACGAAGGUAAUGCUAUAGUCAGUGAUGGUUAUAACCUUAACCAUGUUGUCGAAGACGAUGAAGAUGAAGAGGAUGGAGAAGCAUUGGCCGAUAAGUUGGCCAAGUUGGCUACAGAUGCCAAAACAGUCACCCCAAAGAAGACUAAAAAACAAAAUGGAAUCAACAACAAUACACUCACCACCAUUCUUUCCCAGUCCUUAAAGAACAACGAUCAUUCGUUGUUGGAAACCGUAUUAACCAACAGAGACCAGCAGGUGAUCCAAAACACCAUCGCCCGGUUAGACUCAUCUAUGGCUAUUGUAUUAUUGGAUAGAAUUUCCGAAAGAAUUGCACGUCAAGCUAAUCGAUUUGACCAAUUAGUGUACUGGUUGAAGUGGAUAAUCAUAAUUCAUGGUGGAGUAUUGUCAUCAUUACCUGGACUUGCUGCCAAGUUUUCCAAUUUGCAUGGUAUCUUAAGUAGAAAAGCUGAUACUUUACCAAGAUUGUUGCAGUUGCAAAAUAGAAUGCAAAUAAUUAACGAGUUCAACGAUUCCAAGAAAAGCCAAGAUCACCCUUAUGAUGGCUCAGAAGAUGAAGAAAGUGAUGUCGAGUACGUGGAAGAAUUGGAUGAUGCCAACUUGUUGAAUGGAGACUUCCACUCUGGUGAUGAUUAUGUUGAUAGUGAUGAUAUGGAAGAGGACAGCGAAGAGGAAGUCGAUGCCCAUGGAAUUGCAGCUGAAGAUUUUGAAGUUGAUAAAGAAGAUGAAGAGGGUUACAGUGAUGAAGAAAUUGCUGUGGAUAAUAAAGAUGUAGAAGACUCAGAUGAAGAAUGA
This is a messenger RNA of Yamadazyma tenuis ATCC 10573, 1971 nucleotides long. It is a transcript of the gene UTP5, whose product is annotated as Utp5p. Gene Ontology annotation, cellular component: nucleolus. The record is from RefSeq and is a predicted model, not a curated record. Gene Ontology annotation, biological process: maturation of SSU-rRNA from tricistronic rRNA transcript (SSU-rRNA, 5.8S rRNA, LSU-rRNA). Gene Ontology annotation, molecular function: protein binding. NCBI's taxonomy places the organism in Eukaryota, Fungi, Ascomycota, Pichiomycetes, Serinales, Debaryomycetaceae.